GGUGUUCACCACUUUCUGAAGAGUAUAAAACUACAGCACUUUCCCCACAGCAGUACAUCUAAUCACUGAAUCACAAGAGAUUCCUCAUCAAGACCUGCAUCAAGAACUAUCUGCAGAACCUGAAGAAGAGCCAUUAUGGGUAGCGUGACUCAAAUGUCAUUGCUUUUUGUUCUCUUCUUGGCUUCGUCAGCUGAUCUGGUGAUUAAACCUGUAUCAGAGACUGAUUUCAGCACAUUAGUUAAAGAACAAACUGAAAUGAGACCUGAAAUGCCUACUGAGCAGUGUGGGCCCAGCUGUCCGUUCGGCUGGGUGAAGUUUGAUGGACGUUGCUUCAACUACUUUUCUCAAGCUGUGGACUGGGCCACUGCUGAGGCUCAUUGUUUGAAUCAGGGCGCUAACCUGGUCUCGAUACACAAUGAAAACGAAAAUCAACUGGUGAAGGCUCUCAUCCGUGUUCACGACCCCAAGGAGAAUCCCACAUGGCUCGGUCUCAACAACUGUCAGAAGAGGGAUAGCUGGUUCUGGUCUGAUGGGACCAAAUACGACUACAGCAAGUGGAAUAAAGAUGAACCCAAUCAUUUGAAUGACGAGUGCUGUGUGCACUUGAACUGGGGUGAUGAAAAGAACUGGAAUGAUAUUCCAUGUAAUCAACCGUAUCCCUAUGUCUGUGUCAAGAGGCCGGCGUGAAACUCUGAAUGCCAAGAAAAAUAUUGUUAAAAUGUCAGACGCUGUUAAUAAAGAAAAAAACAGAUCAGACAUCGGACGCAGACAUGCAGAGAUGCAUCACAGAUACUGUCCAAAAUAAAGCCUUUUGAAAUAAAAA
Colossoma macropomum (tambaqui) is the source of this 823-nucleotide messenger RNA. RefSeq names its product lactose-binding lectin l-2-like. Gene Ontology annotation, molecular function: signaling receptor activity. The record is from RefSeq and is a predicted model, not a curated record. The transcript has 8 exons. Lineage: Eukaryota; Metazoa; Chordata; Actinopteri; Characiformes; Serrasalmidae. Bases 136 to 687 code for a protein of 183 amino acids.